GGCAAUCUUGUAACAUGUGUUUGGUAUACCUGUCUAAUAUUUUACAAAUUUUUAUUUACGGUUCUCUGAAACAUCUUAUUUUACCAUCAUUUCAAUGUAUUCAAUUAGAUUGACUUAAAAUAAUUGAGAUACUAAUGUGUAUGCCUCCUUACACUUAUUGUUUAUGCGAAACAGAUUUCUACAUAAUAACCUCAAAAUGAAGGUUUGGAAUAAAACUAACAGAAGAAAAGUGGACAUUUCAGCAAAUAAUUUAAAAAUUACUGUUCCCAAUUUUAGGACAUCCAAAACGAACAAUCAAGCUGAAAAUUUAGAAUUACAAGACGAACAUCUGGAUUUUGAACCUGAUGAUGAUCUCACAGGCAAUGAUUCUGAAGAAGAACAAAACCAUUUUUCAAACAGUUAUAAUAAUGAAAGCUUUACUGAAAGCAAUUCAAUUACAGAAGAAUUUGAAACCUUUUCAACAGUUUCUCAAAAAGAAAAUUCAGUACACUACCCUACAAAUAGAAAUAAUGACCAUAUUAGCAUUACUACUAAAACAUCAACAUUUGAAUACUCACAUCGAGGGGAUCUGCUUCAGUACCAUACCUAUCCCAAUAGAUCAGAAGAUAGUAGAAAAAAAGAAUAUUUGCAGGUGAUUCCACCACUAAUCUCUGAACAAGUUAUGAUAGACAGUUCAAGUGAUAGUGACACCAGCAGUGAUAGUUUUGAACAUGAUGAUAUGGGUGAAGUUGAUGAUAAUGUGAAUUGUUCUCCAACAGAUACUGAUGAAGGAAAUGAAUAUUGGGAAUCGAAUGAAAAUGGAGCAAAAGAAAAUUGUGAAGAACAAAUUGACAAUAAAGAUAUCUUGAACCAUGAUGAUGAAUAUUCUGAAACAUCAGUAACCUAUGAAGAAGAGGAUGUAGCUCAGAAACCAUUUUUUUGUGAUAAAAGUUUAUGUACAUCUGGCUUUAAUAUAAUAAUAAAAACUAAUAUAAAUUCCAAAAAGCUAGUUUUACAAAGAGAUUCUUGGAAAAAGAUGAGAAGACACUAUAAAGCUAUUGAUAAAAGGUGGAAACUUCGACCCAAUCCUUAUCAUCACGUUAGAUUGUUUUUAGAAGAUAUUGGAUACGUUCCAUUAUUGUAUAGACUCAAGGACAGUAUUAAUUUCAAUAGCAGUGAAACGAUGAAUGUAGAUUCAUCUUCAUCUAUGUCUAGUUGUGAUACUUUUAUUUCAAAACAGUCUCAGAAAAAGAAGAUAUGUGAACAAAUUGGAAAAUGUGAAUCACAGAUAUCCUCAUUUAAAGUACCAUUGCCUCCUACAAAGAGGCCUCCUACGAGACCUAAGAGGUCAGAUAGUGUUUCCUCUAAUGAAACCAUAUUGAGUCAUAUAGAUGAUAGAUCAGUACAAGAAUGUAGAGAAGAUGAUGUUAUAUCAAUUUCAGCUUCUUCUAUCAGCUACUUGGAACUAGAGGAGGAAGUCAAAGAAGAACAAUUUUCCGACUAUCAAAGCCUUAUCAACGACAAUGAGUCGGUUACCACCAGUUUCUCUGGAGGAUAUUGGUUAUCUUCUAAGUUACAAAAUACUUCACCUCCUUCGCUUGUUUCCUUAAAUUUUAUACCUCCCCAAAACUCACCCUCAAAUUCCAAAGCUUUAGCCAUGUCUUCACAAUCCAUUCCUUCCUUAUUCACAAAUAUAAUUAAAUGCCCGCUUUUAGAAUCUGAAACUAAUAUUAGGAAAAAUUCAGCUGUUCCACCAGUGGGACCGAAUCGUAUAAAUUUUAUGGAAGUUCCUAGAUUUUUUUCUGGAAUAUGUUACCAUCAUUAUUUUAAUGGACGAUGCGUUAAAGUUAACUGUACAUUACCACAUUUUAUAAAGGACAGUUUAUUUUUCAAUAAAUGUAAGGAUCUUGAAUCAUCAGAAGAAGUGCGAAGUUUAUUCAAUUACGUUACUAAUUUUGAUAGGCUUUUUGAAGAUAUUUAUGCAGUAUUUUUAAAAGCUUUUGGACAUUUCAAAAUGAGAAUCGAUCUUAUUAAUUGCAUCCAUCUUUUUUUAAAGAAAGAAAAUAUAGCAUUCAAGAACGCUAUGGAAACUAUAAUUGAAUCGUUACAAAAUACUGGAUUAACUUUUUUACAGACCGUUGAAAACAUUUUAUUCAAUAUUGAAUUUUUACAAUGUCCCAUUCUGACCAACACGCUACUGGACAUUUUAACCACUAGGUCUAAUAUAAGAGAUAACUGGGAAGUAAUAAAACGAAUUUGCAAAGGAACUCAAUUCAUUGCCCCCGAAUUUUUCGAAAGAAUACUCUGUAAACUACUGAUAAUAGAAGUUCCAAACAACCGAGACUUAUCAAUGGACAUAUACAACACAGUCGUUAAAAAAGAAAUAACUAAUUUAACAUUAGUAGAACCUCGUUUACUGAGAGCUAUAAAAACGACAGUGGAAUUAGAGGAGAAAUCAAUAGACAAUUUCAUCGAUGAGAAUUUGUCCAUAGAAAGAGAAAAAUAUGAAAGAUCUCAACACAAUGAUUGUGAAACUUCUCCUUUCGAUUAUGAUCAAAACAGUUUAUCUGAUGCUGAUGACAGGCUCAAUUAUGUCGCUCCCAGUUAUUCGUCAAGAAAAUCUAAUUGUGAAAAAAGUAAUUCCCCUGUUUCUAUCUGUACAAGAAGAUCGAGCAGUGAUUUGGAUAGUGUUGGUAAUAAUUCAGAUGUAUAUUCACUCCAAGGUGUAAAAAAUUAUCAAUAUGUACCCCAAGCUGUUACUAAAUGUCGUGAUUCUAUGAGUAUAUCAAGUAUAUCAUGUCCGACUCCAAAUUGUAGCUCUUCAAAGGUUAAAACUUCUCAACGUUAUUCUCCUGUGGAGAACAGUGUGAUAACACACAGUACUGCUGAUAUUACUGCUUUAGCGACUUCAGAUUAUUAUGGAUACCCAGAUCAACCAAUUAUUGGAAAAUUCAAAUUUAACGAAGGAUUUAUUUUUGAUCAGUCAUUACAUCAUCUUUUACCAUCAAGUUGUCACCAAGUAAGCAUGAGUGAAAGCCAUAUUAUUGAAUUGAAUAAAUUCAUUUUGAAUGGUAAUGGAAGUGGAUUUUUAAGGAUAUUAGAUUUAUAUAAAAGUCCUACUACUAUACAGCAUUUUGUUACUAUGUGUGUAGCCGACAUAAAGUCCUGUAAGCAUCCAUGUAACCAAUUUUUAGACCUAUUGGAAAAUAUAGGAUGUAUAGAGCCAAAUUUUAGGACAAACAAUUUGUUAAAAGGGAUAUUUGAAGUAAUCGCUUUCAAUAUGUUGUUAGUUUUUGAAAGGAAAUGUCAAUAUGAGGAUGCAAGGAGAUUUGUUGAAGUCUUCAAUGAUUGGGACAGUUUGAUAUCUUCGAAGCAAUUUGGAUUGAGAAAGUUAACUCCUAUGGGACGCUAUAUAUUACUUGCCAAACUACUCACAAAAUCCAAGGCGUUUUACUAUGCUUAUGAAAUUUUGCAGUCACCUGAUCUGAAUUUGUUAGAUUCUCCUAAAAAUUGGCCACUUUUCAGAAUUGAUAACAUAGAUUUAGAAUCACGAAACGCGGUGCUUGUUGACUUUUUUAAAGAAGCUUAUAAAUCCAAUAUUGAAGUAGUAUGUGAUAUGUUCAGAAAAAUUUUCCAGUUUAAAAAUAUAUACCAAUUUGAUGCUUACAGUUAUUUCAAUCCGAUGCUGGAACAUCUCAUAAAUCAUGAAAAAAGUCUGUUGCUUAAAUAUUUCUACUCUAAUAUAGAUAUUUUUUACAAUAAAAUGGAAAGAAAUAUAUUUCGAGCGUUUACAAUUUUUAUGGAGGGUAAUCUUACUUUAGAACAUAGGUUAAGAUUAUAUGAAUAUGGUUGUAAGAAAGGAAUAUAUGUACAAUUUACGGGUAGAGAACAGACAAUAGUACUGAGGACAAAUAUGCCUAACAAUGAAAUAAAAUUGAUACUCCAAUAUUAUUUCAAGGCUAUGUCUCGUCUUGCAUAUUAUGAGGUUAAUCAUGAUCUCAAUAUAGAAAUCAGGCUACCGGAUGGUAUCGUGGAUUCACCUAAAAUAUUGCACAGGUGUAUUAGGAGUAUUAAUGAAUUGAAUAUGUCUGUUAAAGAAAUUGUGCACGAUUAUUUUCUAUUGCAAGUUAUCAGUCCUGAUAAACAAAUAAAUACAAUGCUACAAGUACCUAAAGACGAACUUAGAAAAAUAAUAAGAACAAUUUAGUUAAAUUGAAUUGAAACAAAGAAGUUUUUUUUGUUAUUAGUAAUAAUACGAACCUGCAAUUUUUUUAUGUGAAUACUUUAUUACUUUAUAUUGAAUUACAUUUUAUAUUUUUUCAUGAAAGAAUUAAUUUCUAAAUAUUGAUAACAUAAAAAUAUGUAAAAAUUUUAAAACAUUCGACGCAAAACUGUUAUUCGAGAAUUACAUUUUCAUUUAUAAGACACACGUGUUGUGACCCUUAAAAUACAAUAGACAAAAUUGCCGGCUUGUAUUAUAUGUUAAUUUUUAUAUGAAGUGAAUCAUUUUUUCUGUUUAUUGUAAAUAUUUUCAUGGAAGUUCUGGAAUAAUCUCUUAAGUUUUAUUGAAAAAAGAUCUUAAAUUUCAAGGAGACAUUUAAAUUUGGUUGUUUUAAUAUUUCAUAAUGUUAUUUAUGAUUAUAAUUAGAUAAAGUUUAUUAUUAGAUAUGUAUCUUCUAUGGACGACCGCAUGAACUUAUUAAUCUGUAUUAUAGCUGAGUAAAUACAAUUAUUUUUGUUUGUUUCUUA
Molecule: messenger RNA, 4728 nt
Organism: Diorhabda carinulata
Lineage: Eukaryota; Metazoa; Arthropoda; Insecta; Coleoptera; Chrysomelidae
Exons: 17
Coding region: 164-4186 (1340 amino acids)
Source: RefSeq, a predicted model, not a curated record